Molecule: messenger RNA, 3717 nt
Organism: Jatropha curcas
Lineage: Eukaryota; Viridiplantae; Streptophyta; Magnoliopsida; Malpighiales; Euphorbiaceae
Product: ubiquitin-activating enzyme E1 1
Biological process (GO): protein ubiquitination; DNA damage response; ubiquitin-dependent protein catabolic process
Cellular component (GO): nucleus; cytoplasm
Molecular function (GO): ubiquitin activating enzyme activity
Source: RefSeq, a predicted model, not a curated record
CUUUCUUUAUCACUGGCUUCUCCCUGCAAAGACGAACCUACCCACCUGACCAUCAUCGCAUAAAUCUCAAUCUCAUCGAGCUUGUACAAACCCUAAAACGCAGCCCAUUCGCCCUCAUCUCUACUCUUAGCGAUCGCACCCGCUUCCUUUCUUUUCUUGUUCUACUCGUUCACCGCACUAUAUGCUUCCUAGCAAGAGAGCUGGUGGAGGAGAGGUUGUUGUAGAAGAAGAAGGACCAAUCCGUAGCGCCACCGAAUCUCUCACCAAGAAGCCUCGCAUCGAUUCUCUUUCCACGGCUGCGGCCAGUAUUGAAUCAACCGAAACCACGGGGAAUAUUAAGAGCACCGACUCCACCACAUCUGCUCCCGAUACUACCGCUGCCGCCACCACCACCCGCACUAACAACGUCAACAAUAAUCACAGUCGUGGCAUAGUUGAAUCGCCGAUAAUGACUUUGGGUAACGGGAACUCGCAGGACAUUGAUGAGGAUCUUCACAGCCGUCAGCUUGCUGUUUACGGCCGCGAGACCAUGCGGCGGCUAUUUGCCUCUAACAUCCUUGUAUCGGGAUUGCAAGGCCUUGGUGCUGAGAUUGCGAAGAACCUGAUACUUGCUGGGGUGAAGUCAGUGACCUUGCACGAUGAGGGAGUUGUUGAAUUGUGGGACUUGUCCAGCAAUUUUGUUUUCAGUGAAGAGGAUUUGGGGAAGAAUAGAGCCCUUGCUUCUGUCCAAAAGUUGCAAGAGUUGAACAACUCUGUGGUGAUUUCUACUUUAACAACUGAAUUGACAAAGGAGCAAUUGUCUGAUUUUCAGGCCGUAGUAUUCACUGACAUCAGUUUAGAUAAAGCAAUUGAAUUUGAUGAUUACUGCCACUAUCAUCAACCUCCUAUUGCCUUCAUCAAAUCUGAAGUAAGGGGUCUUUUUGGUAGUAUCUUUUGUGACUUUGGCCCUGAGUUUACAGUGCUUGAUGUUGACGGUGAGGACCCACAUACAGGCAUCAUUGCUUCCAUCAGCAAUGAUAAUCCUGCUCUUGUAGGUUGUGUGGAUGAUGAGAGGCUUGAGUUUCAGGAUGGAGAUUUGGUUGUCUUCUCUGAAGUUCAGGGAAUGACAGAAUUGAAUGAUGGGAAGCCAAGAACAGUUAAAAAUGCAAGGCCCUAUUCAUUCCAAAUUGAGGAAGACACCACAAAUUAUGGUGCUUAUUUGAAAGGUGGUAUUGUGACUCAAGUGAAGCAACCUAAGGUGUUGAACUUUAAGCCGUUGCGUUAUGCACUUAAGGAUCCAGGGGAUUUUCUUCUUAGUGAUUUCUCCAAGUUCGAUCGUCCACCUCUCUUACAUUUGGCGUUUCAGGCAUUGGAUAAAUUUAUCUUAGAAUUGGGACGCUUUCCAGUUGCUGGUUCGGAGGAGGAUGCCCAAAAAUUCAUAUCUUUGGUGACUGACAUUAAUGAUAGCUCAACAGAUGGGAGACUUGAAGAGAUUAACCCAAAAAUUCUUCGUCAUUUUGCAUUUGGUUCUAGGGCUGUGCUGAAUCCCAUGGCUGCUAUGUUUGGUGGUAUUGUUGGACAGGAAGUUGUGAAGGCUUGCUCUGGGAAGUUUCACCCUCUUUUUCAGUUUUUCUACUUCGACUCAGUUGAAUCCCUCCCCACAGAACCUUUGGAUCCCAAUGACUUGAAGCCCUUAAACAGCCGUUAUGAUGCUCAAAUUUCAGUUUUUGGAUCUAAGCUUCAGAAAAAAUUGGAAGAUGCUAAGAUUUUUAUGGUAGGAUCUGGUGCUCUUGGGUGUGAAUUCUUGAAGAAUUUGGCUUUGAUGGGGGUCUCUUGUGGUGUGAAAGGUAAACUGACAAUUACAGAUGACGAUGUUAUUGAAAAGAGUAACCUCAGUAGGCAGUUUCUCUUCCGGGACUGGAAUAUUGGGCAGGCUAAAUCAACAGUUGCGGCUUCUGCUGCUGCUUUGAUUAAUCCACGCUUCAAUAUUGAAGCAUUGCAGAAUCGUGCUAGUCCUGAGACUGAGAAUGUCUUUGAUGACACAUUCUGGGAGAAUCUGAGUGUUGUUAUAAAUGCUCUAGACAAUGUAAAUGCCAGGCUUUACAUUGAUGGAAGAUGCUUGUAUUUCCAGAAGCCCCUUCUAGAAUCGGGAACCCUUGGUGCCAAGUGCAAUACUCAGAUGGUUAUUCCUCACCUGACUGAAAAUUACGGUGCUUCACGAGAUCCACCUGAAAAGCAAGCACCUAUGUGCACAGUUCACUCAUUUCCGCACAACAUAGAUCAUUGCUUGACAUGGGCUCGGUCUGAGUUCGAGGGUUUGCUUGAGAAGACACCUACUGAAGUUAAUGCCUACCUGAGCAAUCCAAAUGAAUACAAGUCUGCCAUGAAGAAUGCUGGUGAUGCACAGGCAAGGGACAAUUUGGAGCGUGUUCUUGAGUGUCUUGAGAAAGAGAGAUGUUUAGAAUUCCAAGACUGCAUCACCUGGGCUCGUCUUAAAUUUGAGGACUAUUUUGUUAACCGUGUGAAGCAAUUGACAUUCACGUUUCCUGAGGAUGCUACAACCAGUAACGGAACUCCAUUUUGGUCUGCUCCCAAGCGUUUCCCCCGCCCAUUGCAAUUUUCCACUGACGAUCAGAGUCACCUCCAUUUUGUUAUGGCAGCAUCCAUCUUGCGUGCAGAAACAUUUGGCAUUCCCGUUCCUGAUUGGGUCAAGUCUCCUAAGAAGUUUGCUGAUGCUGUAAGCAAAGUGGUAGUCCCUGAUUUCCAGCCCAAGGAGAAUGUGAAGAUUGAAACUGAUGAGAAAGCUACAAGUGUUGCUCCUUCAUCAAUCGACGAUUCUAUUGUAAUCGAAGAAUUGAUCGUGAAACUAGAUAAAUGUCACCAGCAGUUAUUGCCUGGUUUUAGGAUGAAUCCUGUUCAGUUUGAGAAGGAUGACGACACAAACUAUCAUAUGGACUUGAUAGCUGGACUUGCAAACAUGAGGGCAAGGAAUUAUGGCAUCCCUGAAGUUGAUAAGCUCAAGGCUAAAUUCAUUGCUGGAAGGAUCAUUCCUGCAAUUGCAACCUCUACUGCUAUGGCUACUGGUCUUGUUUGCUUGGAGCUUUAUAAGGUUCUGGAUGAAGGACACAAACUGGAGGACUACAGAAACAGCUUUGCUAACCUGGCACUCCCUCUUUUCUCCAUAGCCGAGCCAGUUCCACCUAAGGUGAUCAAGCAUCAAGAUAUGAGCUGGACAGUUUGGGAUAGGUGGAUUUUAAGGGACAAUCCAACAUUAAGAGAGCUUCUUGAAUGGCUACAGAAGAAGGGUUUAAAUGCUUACAGCAUCUCUUACGGCAGCUGUCUGCUUUAUAACAGUAUGUUCCCUAGGCAUAAAGAUCGCAUGGACAAGAAGUUGGUUGAUCUGGCUAGGGAUGUGGCCAAGGCAGAGAUGCCUCCAUAUAGACGCCACUUUGACGUGGUGGUUGCUUGUGAAGACGACGAAGACAAUGAUAUUGAUAUCCCUCAAAUUUCCAUUUAUUUCAGUUAGGUUUUUAAGCCCUUGAAAUUUCAGCAUUUGUUCUAUAUAGUGUGAGAGGUAAGUGCUGUAGCUUGGACGACUCUGUUUCUGGUUUCUAGUUGAUGUAACCAAAUGAAUGGGAUACUUUUUACUAUAUGACCAAUUUUAAAUAUUUAUUACUUACAAGCUGUAUUGAUCCGAUGCUUUGCAUUAUAUGUUUUUUCGAUUUUGUUGAGUGUAAA